AUGGACACACUGCCAGUGGAAGUAAAAUCCUGCGCAAAGCUUCUAAAAUCUCUCGACAAGCUAGAGGAUUGCCACAAGGUCCACGCGAAGAUCCUCGAGCACAGCCUCUUUUCUCGCAACACCUUUCUCUCCAACACCACCCUCGAGGCCUACGCUCGAUGCGGGGGCUUGGCCGAGGCGCUCCACCUCUUCCACUCGAUCCAUCGCCCCAAUCUCUUCUCCUGGGGCCUCGUGAUCCGGGCUUGCAUCGGCCACGAUCGCCUCCCUCUCGCUCGCAAGUUCUUCGAUGGAUCGCCCCAGCGCGGCCUGGUGCUGUGGACGACGAUGGUGGCGGCGUAUGCCCAGGCUGGGGAUCCCGCGGCAGCGCAGGAGCUCUUCGAAUCCAUGCCCGAGUGGGACGUGAUCUCCUCCACGGUGAUGAUCACGGCCUGCGAGCUGCCAAGAGCGCGAGAGAUCUUCGCCGACAUGCCCGAGAGGAACUUGGUCUCCUGGACAGCGAUGGCGGUAGCGUAUGCCCGGAGAGGGCAUCUGGAAGAAGCCGUGGAGCUCUUGGAUCGAAUGCCGGAGCUGGAUCUGGUGUUGUGCACGUCGAUCGCGGCCGCGCACGCGAGGAGCGGCGAUUUCGAUAGAGCGAGAGAGUUCUUCAACCGGAUCAAAGAGCCCGACGCGUUCUCCUACGCCACCAUGAUCGCUGCGCAUGCCCAGGCCGGGAAGAUGGAGGAAGCCCAAGAGCUCUUCGAUCGAAUGCCCGAGUUUGGAGUGGUGGCGGCCACUGCCCUCGUCCAUGGCUACGCCGAGAGUGGCGAUCUCGAGGCCGCGAAGCUCGCCUUCGAUCGAAUGCCGGAGAAGAACAUUGUUUCCUGGACGACCAUCGUCUCCGCCUAUGCUCGAGCCGGUCUCAUCGAAGCCGCCGAGGAGUUCUUCGCGAGCUCGAUGAGCGAGCACGACACCACCUCGAGCAACGCGAUGCUGGCCGCGCUGACGCUCAACUCCUGCGUCGAUCGAGCCAAGGCGGUGUUUGAUGCGAUGCCGCUGCGCGACCUGGUGUCGUGGAACUCGAUCUGCGAGGCCUUCGCCGGGAGCAACCGAGUGGACGUCGCGGCGGAGAUCUUUCGCUCGAUGCCCGAGACCGAUGUGGUGUCCUGGACGACUCUCGUUGUGGCGUAUGCUCAGGCUGGUCAUAGCGCCGCUGCCUCGCUCGAGCUCUUCCACGCCAUGAAUCUCCACGGCCAGCUUCCAAACGCCGUCACCUUUGUGGGAAUCCUCACUGCUUGCAGCCGCAUUGGGAGCUUGCGUAUCGGUCUAGCCUGCUUUGCUUCGAUGGUCCACGACUUUGCGCUCGAGGUUUCUCCAGAGCACUGGUCUUGCCUUGUGGACAUGCUGGGAAGGUCGGGUCAGACGAGUGAUGCGCAAGAGGUGAUCAAAGACUUGCCUGCUGCUCGCGAGGAUCCCGUGGCGUGGACGGCGUUUCUGAGCUCUUGUAAAGACCAGGCGGAUUUCCAGCGGGGAGCUUUCGUUGCCCGAGAUGUGGUUGCUUCCGGUGUUGCGGACGGCGGGGCUUUCACGCUUGUUUCUAGCAUCUGCUUCACUUAG
Molecule: messenger RNA, 1593 nt
Organism: Selaginella moellendorffii
Lineage: Eukaryota; Viridiplantae; Streptophyta; Lycopodiopsida; Selaginellales; Selaginellaceae
Product: pentatricopeptide repeat-containing protein At2g35030, mitochondrial
Exons: 1
Coding region: 1-1593 (530 amino acids)
Biological process (GO): RNA modification
Molecular function (GO): protein binding; RNA binding
Source: RefSeq, a predicted model, not a curated record